AUGUUUGUGGUGCUCCUACCUCACCCCAGUUUGAAUUUACCUUCUUCGUUUCCAUCUUCUGUGCUAUCCUGCAGUGAGAAGCAGGAGUGGAGGCAAUACAGAGAUCUGAGUCUCUGCUGGCUCACCAUAGAGAGUAUGCCAGGCUCCAGGCCAGUCCUGCCCUCCUCAGCCUUGAGGCUGAGCGUGAGCCAGGAGCCUGAGCGCUGCCACACCCAGGUGCCUCCCUGGGGAAGCUUCCUAGCACUGAAUGCCUUGAACCCAGUGGGCCCAGAUCACCGAGAGGACCUGGACUCCGAGGGCAAGCGGCCUCUCCUGCUUCCCUGCGGACGCUAA
This is a messenger RNA of Rangifer tarandus platyrhynchus (Svalbard reindeer), 333 nucleotides long. Lineage: Eukaryota; Metazoa; Chordata; Mammalia; Artiodactyla; Cervidae. The record is from the annotation of a GenBank genome assembly.